Messenger RNA from Meriones unguiculatus (Mongolian gerbil), 597 nucleotides. Its product is annotated as zinc finger protein 431-like. The record is from RefSeq and is a predicted model, not a curated record. The transcript has 4 exons. Gene Ontology annotation, biological process: regulation of DNA-templated transcription. NCBI's taxonomy places the organism in Eukaryota, Metazoa, Chordata, Mammalia, Rodentia, Muridae. The annotation marks the transcript as partial.
UACAAUGAUGUGCAUGUGAACUUUACUCAAGAAGAAUGGGCUUUGCUGGAUACUUCCCAAAGGAAUCUUUAUAAAGAUGUGAUGCUGGAGACCUACAGGAACCUCACUGCUAUAGGCUACAGUUGGGAAGAUGAUAAUAUUGAAGAGCAUUGUCAAAGUUCUAGAAGAUAUACGAGACAUAAUAGAACUCACACUGGAGAGAAACCUUAUGAAUGUAACCAAUGUGGUAAAGCCUUUGCACGUAAGGGUAGUCUCCUAACACAUAAAAGAACACACACUGGAGAAAAACCUUAUGACUGUAACCAAUGUGGUAAAGCCUUUACACGUAACAGUCAUCUCCUAAUACAUAAAAGAACUCACACUGGUGAGAAACCAUAUGAAUGUAAGCAGUGUGAAAAGGCAUUAUGUUUUAGGGAAGGGAAUCUGUGGUUUGGGACAGUCACUAUGUUAGGGGAAGAGAAUAUGGAACAGUCAUGUUUUGGGAAACAAAAGAUGAAUCAUGAAAGCUCGUCAGCUAUUGGGAAGUCUGCAGCUUUCUUAGGAACAAUGAACUUAAAUUUAGGUUCACACUAUAUUUCAUUGGACACUGUUAUCUAA